Messenger RNA from Phycomyces blakesleeanus NRRL 1555(-), 2817 nucleotides. RefSeq lists its product as hypothetical. Gene Ontology annotation, molecular function: saccharopine dehydrogenase activity. The record is from RefSeq and is a predicted model, not a curated record. Lineage: Eukaryota; Fungi; Mucoromycota; Mucoromycetes; Mucorales; Phycomycetaceae. Gene Ontology annotation, cellular component: cytoplasm. Bases 1 to 2817 code for a protein of 938 amino acids. The transcript is spliced from 17 exons.
AUGUUGUUAAACACUAGCAGAGGAUUAAAAUCCAAUGCCUCCCAGACUGGCCCUCGGUCUGUUGGAUUGCGAAGAGAAGACAAGAGUAGAUGGGAGAGAAGAGCUGCCUUAACACCAGCUACAGUCGAGCAAUUGAUUUGCGAUACUGGCAGUCGUAUUUAUGUCCAACCGAGCACUAAGCGCAUCUUUUCAGAUGAAGCAUACAGAAAAGCAGGCGCUACAAUCACGGAGGAUAUUUCUGAGGCAGAUAUUAUUCUCGGAAUAAAAGAGGUUCCUGAAGAAGCUCUGAUUGCAAACAAGACCUACCUAUUCUUUUCUCAUUCACAUAAGGGAAAUCAAAAAAAUAUGUCAAUGUUGAAGAACAUCCUCGAAAAGGACAUUCGAUUGAUUGACUAUGAACUCAUGAAAGAUUCGUCUGGUAAAAGAUUAGUAGCCUUUGGACAGUUUGCCGGAAAUGCUGGUAUGGUUGACAGCCUACACGGUAUGGGCCACAGAUUUUUAGGAAUGGGCUAUAGUACACCUUUUAUGUAUCUGGCAAUGGCACACGGAUAUAAGUCUCUUCAAGAUGCUAGACAGGCUGUUGGAGCAAUGGGAGCAAUGAUUGAAGAGCAAGGAACACCCAAAGACUUUGGGCCUCUUGUUUUUGGAUUUACAGGGGCAGGAAAUGUAGCGCAUGGCGCAUUGGAUGUUUUCAGGGAGCUUCCGCACGAGUUUGUUGCAGCUGAAGAUCUUCCGCUACUAGUUAAAGAUAAAAAUCCAAAUUUAAACAAGCUUUAUGCGACCCAUUUAGCUAUACCAGACUACAUCCAACACAGAGACGGAAGCCCCUGUACAGAUCCCAAUGACUAUCUUUCCAAUCCUAGUGGCUAUCAGUCAGUUUUUCAUCAGAAAGUUGCCCCAUUUGUUAACACGGUUGUUACGGGUGGCUAUUGGGAUGACCGCUAUCCGCGACUGUUGACCAACUCACAACUCAAAGAAUUACAAAUUCAGCAACAAUUGGGACAUAUUCCAAGAGGUAAGAUGAUGACACUAGCUGACAUUGUAUGCGACGUAAAGGGAGCGUUUGAGUCAUUGUCUCAUAGUACAAACAUCGACAAUGGGUUCUUCUAUUAUGAUGCUAUCAACAAUAUCGAACAUGAAAAUGCCGAGGAAGCGGGUAUGCAAAUAAUGGGAGUCGAUAUCCUUCCGGCAGAGUUGCCUAUCGAAAGUAGCCAGCAUUUCAGUAACGUCCUGUAUCCUCAUUUGAAAGAGCUCGUAAGUGAUAGUGUAACUUCAAAUGCGAUAAAACUUUCCGAACUUUCAGCUACUUUGGCUAAUGCAACUAUUGCUGACAAAGGAAAGCUCACUAAGGAAUACAAAGGGCUCGAGGGCAAAUUGCCUUUACAAAGCAAGAGCUUCCAAGCAUCAUCAGCUAAUAAUUCUGGACCUGCUCAACUCAAGACAGUACUACUGUUGGGUUCCGGUAUGGUAGCAGGGCCACUUGUGGAGCAUUUAUUGAAACGCCCAGAUGUUCGUGUUGUGGUCGCCAGUAACAUGGCAAAUGAGGCCAAAGCCUUGGUAGCAAAUCACGAUCGAGCUGAGUCUGUUGGCUUGGAUAUUUCCAAUGGCUCUCAGCUUUCAGGCUUGGUUUCAAAGGCUGAUGUGGUGGUCAGCUUUGUUCCUGCUUUCCUACACCCAAAAGUAGCCAAGGUAUGCAUUCAAGAGAGAAAACAUAUGGUGACUGCCAGCUAUGUAUCUGAAGAAAUGCAAGAACUCGAUGAUUUAGCAAAAAAAGCCGGGGUAUUGAUUAUGAAUGAAGUCGGGCUGGAUCCUGGAAUUGAUCAUAUGUCAGCUAUGAAGAUUAUUGAUGAAUCCAAGAGACGUGGCUCCAAGAUACGGUCUUUUAUCUCUUGGUGUGGAGGACUACCCGCUCCAGAGGCUUCGAAUGUGCCACUAGGAUACAAGUUCAGUUGGUCACCAAGAGGUGUAUUGACUGCUAGUGGAAACACAGCCACCUAUUGGACAGGCGGAAAGAGAUUUACUAUCCCUGGUGAAUCGUUGCUAAGACAGCAUUUCCCUGCUGUUCGCACAUCAUACAAAGGAUUUGUUUUCGAGGGCCUAGCCAACCGUGACUCCUUGAGUUAUGUAGAUACUUAUGGUUUGGGUGAUCUAUCAGAUAUGGAUACUAUGUUCCGAGGAACACUUCGUUACCAAGGAUAUUCUGAUGUUCUUUAUGGAUUCAAGAAACUCGGAUUUUUGGACCAAACAAGCCAGUUGUCUAAAUGCACUAGCUGGGUAUAUAUAUUAAAGAAGGGGGAGAAUACUCAAGAUAGAACGGAUGCCAUGGUUUUAAAGCUUGGUCUUCCCAAAGAUCAUCCUAUGGUAGAAAAGGUUUUGGAUGCCAUGCAGGCUCUCUCCUCGCCUCAAAUGAACCAAGUCCAGUUCCCUCAGAAUGUGAGUCCACUGGAUGCCUUUUCUGUUCUUUUGGCCCACCAGUUACAGUAUCUUCCCGGAGAACGCGACAUGGUUGCGAUGCAUCAUGAAUUUGGAAUAGAACACUCAUCAGGAAAAAAGGAAACUGUGACGUCCACGCUGAUUCAUUAUGGUAAUGAUCAUCAUACUGCUAUGGCAAAAACAGUUGGACUGCCUGCUGCGAUGACCACUGAGCUUGUUCUGGAUAAUAAGAUUCCCGAACGCGGUAUCCUGCGUCCUACAUCUUCACAUGUGUAUCUUCCAGUCCUAGAUCAAUUGGAACAUGUAGGAGUGCAGUUUGUUGAAAGCGUUCAGGCGUCACAUCCUAUUCGUCUUGAUGGAACUGGAAGCGGUGCAUGGGAUUAA